AGGACAGAGGGAAUGUUACUACUAUGUUAGCAGUGUGAAAUUCGAUACACUUUUUUUAUUAGAGAGAGAAGCAAGAAGGAAGAACUCUUCAGUUAACAGAUUCAGAUUUCGAUUUCUUUCCCUCAUUCUCUCUGAUUUCCGCAUUGUGAAGUUGAAUAGUGCAGUCGCUUAAUAUUCUCUCUAUCUCUUAAUUGGUAGAGUUUCCAUGUCUGGUGCAGUCGUCGGUGUCUGUUUUUGAAGAAGAAAGUGUUUUUUUUGACAAUGUUCACGGAUGGCGUCAGAGUUAGACAGGAGGUCGGUGGUGCAAAAAGGAGAGAAGCUUUUAAGCCGAUUUCAAUUCAUGAAAGGAGAAUUGAUCCUAUUGUUAAUCAGAUAAAAGGCGCUUAUAACUCUGGAGUGCUUCCACCUACCAAAUUCGAUAUUGAGCAUUUGUCAGGUGUAAUUCCAGCCUCACAACCAACAUCAGUGACCAGUAUUAAUGGCAGGUCAGGAUCCGAUAUGGACACAUCCUCUGAUUCUGAGGAUGAGGUUUAUGGUGGGCAAUAUUCACUCAAAUCGUCUCCUCAAGACGACAAAAUUCCUACCAGUGUAGCUCCUGUAUACAAUGCUUCGAGACAAAGGGAUGUGAAUCAUUACAAAGAUGAGAUUAACUUUUCUAGGAAAUCGACUCCAGAGAAACAAGGAAAAGGAGAGGAUAGACUGGGAAGGGAAGAUUAUGGGGUUCAAUUAGGCCAACCAGGUGCUUCUGAAGAUGAACAGUCAGAUUCUGCCACUAGCACUGAAAUGUCUUCUACGCAAUGCAGAAGCAACAGCACUGCAACUCGUAGAGAAACAUACACUUCAGAUGGAUAUUCUUCUAAUAUUCGGUUGCAGGCAAAUGUUGAAACUAGAGUUGAACAGGACUUAUGUGUGAGAAGAAUGCGGGAUGAAAAUAACUAUAAAGACCUUCCCAGUGCUCCUCCAUUUAUUGGUUCUGGUCCAAAAAUUGAACCUACCAUUGAGAAAGUUUCAACUUCCAGAGCUUCUGGCACACCCUACUUAGCGGAUUAUACCAGUUUUGCAACCACUUGCAAAGCAGAAACAUCUAAAAGCAUUUAUGUCGGCAUUUCUGAGCAAGAUGGCCAUGGCCAUGGAAUUACUUCUGACUCAUCUGUCAGGACAGCAGAAGCAGAUUGUGUGAAUGCUAAUGUAUCUACAGGACCUGUACCUGCCCGCCUCCCAACAUUUCAUGCGAGUGGGCAAGGUCCAUGGUGUGCUGUAAUUUCUUACGAUGCCUGUGUUCGGUUAUGUCUCCAUUCAUGGGCCAAGGGUUGUGUGGAAGAAGCUCCUCACUUCUUGAAUAAUGAGUGCACAGUGCUGCGAAAUGCAUUUGGUUUACAGCAUGUCUUGAUACAAUCAGAAGAUGAGCUAUUGGCGAAACGAACUUCAGAGUUUUUCAGCGAAGGAGUUGCACCAAAAUCUAAAAAAGUCUACGGAAAAAUGAAAGUGCAAGUGCGUAAAGUGAAAAUGGGUCUAGAGCCACCUCCUGGUUGCAAUUUAUCAUCUCUUGGGCCACAAAAGAUAAAACUUGAGGCACUUCAACAUCGCUUAUCCAAUCUGAACUUAACCUUAUAUUCUGGUUGGAAAGCUGUACAGAAAGUUCGUGUCACCCCUCGAGUUCCUGCAAAUAGAUCUUUUUCACAACAUAGCCUAGCGUAUAUGCAUGCAAGCGCUGAGUACGUGAAAGAGGUCUCCAGGCUCUUGAGAAAUGGCGUAUCCAAUCUUCACAACAGUUCAUCAUCAUAUGAAGCAGUUCAAGAAACAUAUGGUUGCUUGUUGAGAUUGAAAAGUUCAGCGGAAGAGGAUGUGGUUCGAAUGCAACCUGGAUCUAGUGAAACACAUGUGUUCUUUCCUGAUGGACAUGGAGACGAUCUUAUCAUUGAAGUUCAAGAUUUGAAAGGACGGAGUUAUGGUCGUGUCCUGGCUCAAGUUGCCGCUAUUACUGAUGACCCAGUAAGAGCUUUUUAUUUUAUUGUGUUGCGUAUGAGGUAUAGGAAGCCAUACUCAUAUGCUAGAAAGCCUAAUUUUAGUCACGUGCAGGGUGAGAAGCUUCGGUGGUGGCCUAUCUAUCAUGAGCCAGAGCAUGAGCUUGUUGGCAGAAUACAGUUGCAUAUAAGCUACACUACUUGUGCUGAUGAGCAUAAUCAACCUAAGUGUGGCCAAGUUGCGGAAACUGUGGCAUAUGAUUUAGUUUUAGAAGUCGCAAUGAAAGUUCUACAUUUUCAGCAAAGGAAUCUGUUGUUGCACGGUCCGUGGCGAUGGUUGGUGACGGAAUUUGCAUCUUACUACGGAGUAUCAGAUGCUUACACCAAAUUAAGAUACCUUUCAUAUGUCAUGGAUGUGGCAACACCUACUAAAGACUGUCUAGACUUGGUUAAUGAUUUGCUACUACCAGUUCUAAUGAAGGGAAACAGCAAGAAUGUGUUGAGUCAUCAAGAGAAUCGCAUCUUGGGGGAGGUAGACGAUCAAAUUCAGCAGAUUCUGGUUCUGGUUUUUGAAAACUACAAGUCAUUAGAUGAAUCAUCACUAUCCGGUAUGAUGGAUACUUUCAGACCUGCCACUGGAUUGGCAGCUCCUGUUUUGGCAUCUGCUGUCAAAUUAUACUCUCUACUGCAUGACAUAUUAAGCCCUGAGGCACAGCUGAAGUUUUGCAGAUACUUUCAGGCUGCUGCAAAAAAGAGGUCAAGAAGGCACUUGACAGAGACAGAUGAAUUUAUUCAAAGGGUUAACGAGAGUACAUUGGAUCCUGUCACUUUUUCUAUUUCUUACCAGAAGAUGAAAUCUGUUGUUUUGAGUAUGCGAAAUGAAAUCUUCACUGACAUACAGAUCCAGAAUAAUCAUUUGUUUCCUAGUUUUUUGGACCUUCCAAAUCUAUCAGCAUCUAUAUAUAGCGUGGAGCUUUGCAAUAGAUUGCGCAAAUUCCUUGUCUCAUGCACUCCUCCAUGCCCCUCACCUCCUGUUGUAGAUCUUGUGAUUGCAACAGCAGACUUUCAAAGGGAUCUUGUUGGCUGGAAUAUCAAUCCCAUUAAAGCUGGAGUUGAUGCAAAGGAGCUGUUUCACGUGUACAUAACACGUUGGGUUCAGGACAAGCGUGCUACUUUGCUUGAGUCAUGCAAACUUGACAAGGUGAAGUGGCCUGUCACGGAACAGCAUUCAACAACUCCUUUUGUUGAUGAUAUGUAUGAUCAGCUAACAGAGACCCUGAAUGAAUAUGAGAUCAUCAUUUGUCGAUGGCCAGAAUAUGCUGUUGUCUUGGAACAUGCUGUUGCAGAUGUUGAAAGGGCAAUUGUUGAAGCUCUUGACAGGCACUAUGCUGAUGUGCUAUCACCGUUGAAUCUGGCGCCAAAGAUUCCUGGCCUUAAAUAUGUUCAGAAGUUUGCAAAACGAACAGUUAAUACUUAUUUGGUCCCAGAUGAGUUAGGAAUUUUCUUAAAUUCCUUGAAAAGGUUGCUUGAUGUGCUCCGGCCAAAGAUAGAAGCUCAGUUAAAGUCGUGGAGUUCUUGCAUCCCAGAUGGCGGGAACACAGUCACUGGUGAAUGUCUUAGUGAAAUAACGGUGAUGCUGAGAGCAAAAUUCAGAAGUUAUGUGCAGGCAGUUGGGGAAAAGCUUGCAGAUAAUACAAAGAUCCAGGGUGCAACAAAAUUGAAAAAAAUUAUUGAAGACUUCAAGGAAAAUGUGUUAGAAUCUGAUGUGCGAAGUAGAAUGCAGCCCUUGAGGGAACUGCUGAUCCAGACAAUAAAUCAGGUUCAUACAGUUUUUGAGCCACAUUUAUUCACAGCAAUCUGCCGAGGCUUCUGGGACCGGAUGGGGCAGGAAAUGCUGAAAUUUCUUGAGAAUAGAAGAGAGAACAAGUUAUGGUAUAAAGGCUCACGGAUAACUCUUUCAAUUUUGGACGACACAUUUGCAUCCCAGAUGCAGCAGUUGCUUGGGAAUGCAUUGCAAGACAAAGACCUCGAGCCUCCAAGGUCAAUAAUGGAAGCACGCUCCAUGCUAUGCAAGGAUGCUGUAAAUUACAAGGAAAGCAACUAUUAUUACUAGAGAUUUAUUUUAUUGUGCAUAAAUUUAGAAGGGUCUUUAGGGGGUGAUUGAAGGAGGGUUGUGUUCAACAAUGAAAUUGACAAGGCUUAUUGUGCCUUUGGCAAUGCAAAGAGCAUUGCACUGCGUAGUAUAUAGAUAGUAGAUCGUUGAAAUGUCAGGUGUGUGGCAAUUUUGUAUACAAAUCAAUUUUGUAGAGCUUUGUUCCAUGGUCUUCAUGGUGAUCAUUAUUCUUUUUCCCUCU
This is a messenger RNA of Tripterygium wilfordii, 4318 nucleotides long. RefSeq lists its product as uncharacterized. The transcript has 22 exons. NCBI's taxonomy places the organism in Eukaryota, Viridiplantae, Streptophyta, Magnoliopsida, Celastrales, Celastraceae. The record is from RefSeq and is a predicted model, not a curated record. The coding region runs from base 262 to 4077 and encodes 1271 amino acids.